CCAUAUAACACAAGAUAUAUUUAUACAUUUGGGCGAUCGGAAAAAUAUCUAAAAUUUUUUUUUUUUUUUAUUGAAAUAAUAGAGAUGUCUAGUCGUCGAUGGUAUCAUGAACUCACCGCGUUUUUGAUCUGUUCCUUUGUAAUCGGUGUUUAUAACGACACCUAUGAGGCAUGCGAAAAUAAACCAAAUUACGCAUUUAUAACCAGCAAUACGUCUUGUAGACAUUACAUAUACUGUGCUGGUGACGAAUCCUAUGAGGGCGAAUGCGCAGAUGGCGAUUAUUUUAAUGAACUAUUGCAAACAUGUGAUCCCGAGCAACUUGUUACCUGCCAGCUUUACAACACAAGCAGCCCCAACCCCAGCUCCAUGCAAACGGCACCAACCCAAGCUGCAAUGAACACAACAGCCAGUUCAACAUUUUCUUCUACAGUAAUAGCAUCCAGCACGUCAGCACCAAUACAGAUUACGACCAGCCAGACGAACUCUGAUAACACGAGUACCACAAGUGCGUUGAGUGAAUCUAUUGCAACUUCAGUGGCUCCGCCCGUAACGGAGGGCGCUAUAGCCAUUAUAAUAUCAACCGAAUGUCCGUUAACGGAUAAUCCAAAUCAAAUGAUUUUCGUGCCACAUCCGAAAACUUGCUCAGAUUAUUUUAUUUGUUUUCGCGGCCAACAAAUGGCAAUGCACUGUUCUUCUAUGCUCCAUUUUAAUUCCAAUACCGGCAAAUGUGAUUAUGCGGAGAACGUUCGGUGUCAGACUGUUUUCAGCAAUCCAAGAGAGCAAUGCCAGCUACAUACGACCGAUUUAUAUCCUCAUGAAACGAAUUGUAACUACUUCUAUUCCUGUCGCAAUGGAUAUCUUUUGCUGCAGCAAUGCCCCUUUAAAUAUGGCUGGGACUUUGAACGACGAGCAUGUACGGCGCUUCAGCAAGCAAGUUGUUACAACAGAAGAAUAAUGCAAUGA
Bactrocera latifrons is the source of this 963-nucleotide messenger RNA. Its product is annotated as peritrophin-48-like. NCBI's taxonomy places the organism in Eukaryota, Metazoa, Arthropoda, Insecta, Diptera, Tephritidae. Bases 85 to 963 code for a protein of 292 amino acids. Gene Ontology annotation, molecular function: chitin binding. Gene Ontology annotation, cellular component: extracellular region. The transcript is spliced from 2 exons. The record is from RefSeq and is a predicted model, not a curated record.